Bufo gargarizans (Asiatic toad) is the source of this 2600-nucleotide messenger RNA. Its product is annotated as docking protein 1-like. Gene Ontology annotation, biological process: positive regulation of MAPK cascade; cell surface receptor protein tyrosine kinase signaling pathway. The record is from RefSeq and is a predicted model, not a curated record. Gene Ontology annotation, cellular component: cytoplasm. The transcript has 5 exons. NCBI's taxonomy places the organism in Eukaryota, Metazoa, Chordata, Amphibia, Anura, Bufonidae. Bases 127 to 2061 code for a protein of 644 amino acids.
AAAGCAGAAGCUGAGGGCGGGGGAGGGACGGAGCUGAGGAAACUUUCAUGAAGUGUCUGAUCUGUGGAUCCAUAUUGUCGGGUGGACAUGUCCCUCAGAGCCGGGGCUCAGUGAUCUCGGGUCAGGAUGGCGGCUGCUGACAAGCCUCUGAAGGAGGGACAGCUGCACAUCAAGCAGAACAGGGUAGUAAAGAAGUGGAAGAGAUGCUAUAUGGUCUUGUAUCCGGACUCUCAGUUUGGGGUGGCUCGACUAGAGAUCUAUGACUGGAAGGAUGGCACAUUGACUGGAGAGAAGAUAUACGCCCGACGUGCCGCUGACCGGAAGGUUAUACGACUGUCAGAAUGUAUCCAUGUGGCCCCAGCCCCAACAGAGAAUGGCCACAAAGAAAACAUGGCAGCAUUCAUCAUAGAGACAAGCGACAAGACCAUGGUGCUCUCCACAGAGCGCCUGCAGUGCGAGGAAUGGGUGCAGAGGCUAAGCGAAAUCGCCUUCAUGGGAAAGGUGGACGGCUCCCAGGACAAGGGGUCAGAGGCCUCAGAUGGGGUCACGUCCCUGGAGAUGGCUAUAAACAACAUUUACUUCUCCCGAAAGGAAGUGUCUGAAUACCGGGUCACUGUGCAGAGGACAGAAGCUGCAGAGCGUUGCUCUCUCCGCGGAACUUAUAUUCUGAACGCUGAUGACGAAUGCUUGAUGCUGAAGGAUCCAAGCACUAUGAAAGUCCUGUAUUCCUGGCCUUACAAACUGCUGCGGAGGUAUGGACGAGACAAGGUCAUGUUCUCGUUUGAAGCCGGCAGAAGAUGUCAGUCGGGUCCUGGAAAUUUUACCUUUGAGACAACACAAGGUCAUGACAUUUUUCAGAAAGUUGAAGGUUCAAUCCGGGCUCAGCAAGGUUCAGAAAACCGUCUCAGCUGUCCUAUUCUGGAUACAGAGAACCCCUCGGAUAACACCUCUCUGGGAUCAGACUCGGGUGGAUCUGACACCCAAGUCAGAAAGGACAUGGAGGAGAAGUCUCUUAAAGGCAGGGCUCUUCCCAAUCUCCCAUCGACUAAACCUGUUCAGCCCCAGCACUUGCUUGACCAUUCGUCAUUGAGUGCAAUACCAGGGAAGACCAACACUCCCCCACGCUCUCCACUUUCUCGAUCUUUAAGUUAUCAAUCUGGAGAGAAUGAGCACCUGAUGGUUUAUUCAGAGCCCAAAGACUCUGUUAAGGGGGUCAAUCCUCAUUUUGAUCCCCUGUAUUCAGAUCCUGUGGACAGUGUGGCUGGUCAAGGUGUAAGGCCACAUAAGGACAAAAGUGCAGCUUCUCCUCUUUACUCAGACCUCUAUGAACACGUUGGCUACGAAGUUGUAGGAGGAGGUGUCGGUGCACCUUCUAUGGGGCUUCCAAAACUUCCAAGAGGAGGUGAGGAGCAUAUUUAUGAUGAGCCUGAGGGCAUGGCACAAUCUAGUACUCCACUUCAGUUAUACUCAGAGGUACAAACUGAGGCUGGGGCCUGGAAGAAGCAAGCCAACGAUGACAAGGUGGGGUAUGAGUUUCCAUACAAUCCCAACUCGGAUGACUACUCUGUGCCAAACUUUCUGGGAAAACCCAGUCAGCCACGCAACAAGCCUGGUACUAAACCUAUUCCUGCUCCAAAGCCUCAAGCAAAGCUAAUUCCAAAACCACCAGGGAAAGAAGACGAUUUUGAGAAGGUAUUGGUGGUGGCUCAUUGCAGCCAAGCAAACAGGAACAAUAACAAUGGAAACACUCAACCCAUCUAUAGUCAAGUGAUAAAAACAGUGACAGUAGAGACCAAGCUAAAAAUGAUGCCGCCCCUGCCACCAAAACCACAGUCUACACCACCCCUACCAGUGAUGGGCAAACCUCUACCAUCACUAUCUGCAUCAAAUAAACCACAGCCUGGGACUUCCCCAAAUAAAUCUCAGUUUGCUAAAAGCCCUAUCACCCAUGAGGAUGUCGACAACAUGACAAGUGUCCUAGCCUCUGGGACAUUUCAGCUGCCACAGGCUUCAGAAAAAGUACCUGGUGAUUUGAUCUAUGAGGAACUGGGAGUUUUGUGACCCGAAUGCUGAAAUGGUCACAUGUUUUGUAUAUGCACACACAUUCUUCUAAUGUCCAUCAGUUUGUGGCCUCUGCUCCGAUGAUCAGGAACAGACUCUGCUUGAUGUUCUUUGAGGUUGCAGGCACAACAUGGAAGGUGGUGGGUAAAAAGCUGCUGUCUAUAGACACAUGGGUUUAAGAAGUCCACCCACAAGGUGAAGACACUGAUCCAUGAGCUCCACUCUCUGAGAAGAUCCGCAUCCAUUGCUAGCUUCUUCUUCUCCCAGUUUUGGGGAUUUAUGACCUGUACCCACAAUUCUAAAGGUGGUUCCAUGUAUCUCACCUGUGAUUUGUGGUUGGACAGAGAUGAUCGUCUACUACUACAGUAGUCCCGGGUGAAGCUGUCAUGGCUGCUCCUGGCUUACUGCAGACUGUAAUAUACACGGUAUCUAUACCAGGAUGACUUCUAUAAAUCUGUGAGGCUCCCAACCCGGUCUGCCAGAUGAUGCUGUGCAGUUUUAUAAUACAAGGAAUAAAUUGUUCUGGGUUUAAUGAUUAA